UGCAAUUCUAUUUAGUCAAUUAGCCUUUGCAAUCAGAUUAGAUAACUAAACGGAUGGAAACAAGAAAUUGCGGUUGUCGACAGCGAUCCACCAUUUGGCCGCGCUCCCACACAAGAGCGAGCAAGAGCGAAUAACUUAACUUAACGAACGAAUAUUCGCCUUAUCAGUUUGAAAAGCUUUGUCGUCAAAUAGUGUCUACCGAAACGCUGAAGUGAGCGCAACGCUGCGCGCAUAUUGCGAUUGAGAGCGAGUGCGAGUGCGAGAGGGAGAGCGCAUUGAGAAGGGAAUCGCGUGUGCAAGCGAACAAAAGACAAUGAGCUGGUGGAGCAAAAAGAAAUCCACCGACGAAGGCGUCAGCGCCGAUCGAGCGCUGGCGCAGCAGGAUCCACGCACACGGGUGCACACAACAAGCGCUGCCACCCUAACGACAAAUACGGCCGUGCAGAAUUCAACGAUAAUAGAUAACAACAAAAAUACGGUAACGUAUCGGUCCACACGUCAGACGGUGACGCAUAGCCAGCGGGCGCAUGUUACGGAAAUAACAACACGUCGCACACCAAGCCAGGCCGAGCUGGACGAGCUCCUGGCGCAGCUGCAUAUAAACGCUGGCAAAGCUGGCAGCACCACAACAACAACAACCACCAGCAACAGUAGCAAGCGUUUUAGUCCAUCCAGCCUGAAUGGUGUGGCACUGCGUUCGACCACCUCGUUCAAGCCCAAUGCGGAGGCAAGGCGCUCCAGCACAUUGGUCAAGCUGGAGCAGACGAGCAUGUCACAGAAGCAGGGACGCACUGUGACACAGCAUGUGGUAACCGAACGGGUGGUGCUGAAUCCCGGCAAGACCAGUUGGCCGCCAAAAUCGACAAGCACAACAACUACCUCAACGGGCAGCUCAGGCACGUCUGCAAACAAGCCAUAUGUGUCGCCAUUUGCGCUAAAACCAAUCGAUUCCAGCUAUGUAUCGCCCUAUGCCUCCAAGACGAGCAGCAUCACUAGCUCUGUGCUGUCCAAGCCAACGACUAGCCAAUCUGUGCUGUCCAAGCCAACGGUUAGCCCAUCUGGGCGCAACCCCAUUCCCAGCACUGCCUUUGCCACAAAGCCGAUACUGUCGACCCCAAAGACAACUGUGGUCAAACCAUUUAUUAGCCUUAAUCCGAGCAACGGUGCGGUGUCCAAACGUUAUCCAAGCAUUACCAACAGCGAUGCAAAAUGUGAGCUCAGGCCAACGGUAUCACAGAAUAUUACAAUACCCAAACCCAAGCCGGUUAUCAAGAAGAAACUGAAGCCAGCUGUUGUUGUCAUCUUCAAUCAGGAGAAAUUCAACAAUCCAAAUAAUGAGUUCCGUUCGGGUAGCUCCGAGGAUGUUAAAUCGUUGGAUAAAACCUUCAGGGCGCUCAAGUGCAAGGUGCAAAUCAUCACGGACGCAACGCUCAGUGAGCUCAAGAAUACUGUCCGCAAAUUGGAACAGAAAAACAUGGAGGAUCGUUCAGCGCUGGUUCUGGUCAUAUUGAGUCACGGGCAACGGAAUGAAUCGGUGGCCGUCAAGGAUGGUGAAAUCAAAAUAGACGACGAUGUCAUCUUUCCCAUAUUGCGCAACCGCACGCUGCACGAGAAGCCGAAGAUACUUUUCGUGCAGGCCUGCAAAGGUUACAUGAAGCCGGGAUCGUUCAAGACUGAUGCAAUGCUGCCUCAUGGUAUUCCCAGCGAGAUUUUAAAGUGCUACAGCACCUACGAGGGUUACCUCUCCUAUCGCCUUGACACUGGUACGCCCUUUAUUCAGUCGCUAUGCGAUACUUUAAGCUCGAAGCCGGAUGUUGACAUCGAAACCAAUAUGAAAGAUGUGAUACGUUUGGUAAAGAGCUAUACCAGUGAUGCCCAAGUACCGUCAGUAACCAGUACAAUGACCACCAAAUAUGUUUUUGGAGAUUAUGUUUAAGCUGCUUGCCUUCUGAUUAACAUCUAAGAUAUAGCCAUACGUUAGAGCCAAUACGUGAUAGAGACUGUAUUCCAAUUAUGUAUACAUACAUACAU
This is a messenger RNA of Drosophila novamexicana, 2031 nucleotides long. RefSeq lists its product as uncharacterized. Gene Ontology annotation, molecular function: cysteine-type endopeptidase activity. Gene Ontology annotation, biological process: proteolysis. Bases 314 to 1936 code for a protein of 540 amino acids. The transcript is spliced from 5 exons. NCBI's taxonomy places the organism in Eukaryota, Metazoa, Arthropoda, Insecta, Diptera, Drosophilidae. The record is from RefSeq and is a predicted model, not a curated record.